AAGGGAAAAGCAAAGAUGCCAUGGUGAAGCCCUUUAGUCCCAAAUGGCUCCAUGGGCUUCGCCCAAUGCUGAGCACUGGUGCUGAAGGCAGGAGGCAAGUUGGUUACUGCGUUAUGAAACUCCCCAUCGCUUUAUCUCAACACAGAUUCUGAAACAGCAGAGUGCAACCACCAGCCCUACAAAGCUCUGCUCUGCCGCCAAUACAGUAUGGAAGCCAUCGCCAAGUUUGAUUUCACCGCUUCUGGAGAGGAUGAGCUGAGUUUCCAGGCUGGGGAUAUCCUGAAGGUUUUGAGCUCCCAGGAAGAGUGGUACAAAGCUGAACUCCGAAGCCAAGAGGGCUAUGUUCCUAAGAACUUCAUUGAUUUUCAUGUUCCCCCCUGGUUUGAUGAGAAGAUAUCCCGCCACGAAGCUGAGAGCAUCCUCAUGAGCAAAGGAGUUGGUUCUUUCAUUGUCCGAGCCAGUCAGAACUCUCACGGUGACUUCUCCAUCUCUGUCAGGCAUGAAGAUGAUGUACAACACUUCAAAGUGAUGAGGGACUCAAAGGGAAACUAUUACUUGUGGACAGAGAAAUUCUACUCACUGAACAAGCUGGUAGACUACUACAGGACAAGUACUAUCUCCAGGCAAAAGCAGAUUCUCCUGAGGGAUGACAGCCGAGAAGAGAAGGAAAGGCGUGGUGGGAGCCUGGAACGAAUGAGCCGGGAUGGACUGCAUGUGGGUGGAGCAGCUGGAGAAGCUCAUUCUUCUAUGUCCAAGAGAUACGUGGACCAUCCUGUCCCCGUGUUGCACCAGCAACAGGACAGGUAUGGGGGGAGCCUGGACAGGAAAGAUGCACUGCAUGGACUAAGAUAUCAUAGCCAAGGAAGUGCAGCAGCUAUGCAACGGAGACACACAGAUCCACUACACCAGCAGACACCGCGAAUACUAUGGGUCCGUGCCUUGUACGACUUUGAUGCUGUGGAACAUGAUGAGCUGGGCUUCCGCAGCGGAGACAUUGUAGAAGUCCUAGACAGCUCCAACCCAUCCUGGUGGAAAGGACGUCUGCGUGGGGAACUGGGUCUCUUCCCUGCCAACUAUGUCACACCGGUGCUACUGUGAGGCUGCAUUUGUGCCCCAGAGGUCCAUAUGAGAGCUGCUCGUCUGACAUGACAGGGACAGAGAAGGAAUGCAUCUUCCUUUGUCCCCAGGACAUUUGGUGGUUUUGGUUUUGUCUUAAUUUAUUGGCAAUUGAUCUUCUGAGAUGCUGGUGAGAAAGAGAACCCUCUGAAGGAUUUUUUUCCCUGUUUUGCAUGUUCAUGCCUGGGAGGGGAGCAAGAAUCCUGGACUGUUUAUUGAAAUCUUGCUGGAUCCUCCCUGCCCCAUCAUUCCUUUGGCUAUGUAUUGAUAACUUCCUGCACUUAGGUUUGUUCUGUGGAAAUGGCACCUCAGAGAAAUCAGGCUUUGGUAUCUGGGUAGAACCUACCCCAUUUAUUUUGGAUCUGGUUGCAUUCAUAGUCCACUCAGGCUCUGUUUCACCUUUCUUUCAGAGGCAGAACAAGUGCCCAGGUGAAUAAAAUGAUGACUGGUAAUCACAUUUCUUUUAGGUAGGGAUGAAAAGUCCUUAGGCUGAGGUGCAAGGCAACUGACUUUUCUAAAUAGUUUUUGGCUUGCAUCUCUAGCACUUUCUGUGGGCUUAGACUCUGUGGAUACCAGGUGAAGGGACGAAAUCCUGUAAGUUAUUGUACUUAAUGGUGAUGAAGAUACGGGAAGGGUGAGAAGCUAAUUUCAGUGCUUCUACAGACAGUCCUGCUCUCCUGCACUUCUGUCUUCACCCUAUUGCAACGAUCUGUCUCAUUUUCAAGCUGCUUUCCAAGGUACCUGUGCAUCCUUGUAGAUGUCCUGGUUAGAGCAGAUCAAGCCCUUCAGCUAAAUGAAUAUCCUCUGGAUUGAAUAACAGUGGGCAAGCCUUACUGGUUCCUUUCUAAAACUGAACUGGGGAGGGGCUGAGAAGAAGAGGUUUUUCAGGUUUGGUGCCAGAAGUUCUGUCCCUGAGAAGGUGGGGUGUUCUGGAUCACUGAGUACACAGCUCUGACUUGCCAGUGGAAUGCUUCAUGCAAAUCAUUGAGCUGUUACUUUACAGUAUGCAGAGAAUAAAGUUGCCGCCAUUGAAUA
Meleagris gallopavo (turkey) is the source of this 2151-nucleotide messenger RNA. It is a transcript of the gene GRAP2, whose product is annotated as GRB2 related adaptor protein 2. Gene Ontology annotation, molecular function: protein binding. NCBI's taxonomy places the organism in Eukaryota, Metazoa, Chordata, Aves, Galliformes, Phasianidae. The record is from RefSeq and is a predicted model, not a curated record.